AUGCCGUUCUCUGGAUCUUAUGUCAGCCCUCUGCCGCGAUACUCUUGGGUAUCAAGCAUAGGCCGGGUUCCGAUAAGACCUCAACGUCGUCGUCACCAUGAUAUCUACCGACCACAGUAUUCACGAACUGAUCCAACUGAAGAUGCACAAAGCCAUCGAGAUGAGCCUCAGCAACCUCGGGUCCUAGGCCCUGAAAGACCGAUGGCAGACUUGGACCAGCACCCUCGAACAGGAACUGCUGUAGAUCAUCCUUCAGACAGUUUGGAUCGUGGCAGCACUGAAAACGAAAACAGAAGUUACUCUUCAGCAGUAGAUCAACAGACAUUGCUAGGUGUUGAGGAGAUUACAGUCAAGAGAGAGGAAUCUCACAAAGCUGUCGAUGGCGAAUAUUCACCUUGCAGUGAGACCAACGAACGAUCAAGAAUUCUCGAAGACAAGCCAGAAGCCAGGAUCUCUGAUAAUACUGAUCAUGGCACUACGACUGCUACCAUUUCAACUCAACCGGCGCCCCCAAGUUCACCUCACAUGGCUAGCCGUGAAGAGAAGGUGUGCUAUUGUCCAAUCUCUGAGAAGUGUCCCGCCAGAGCUAGUAACCUUCAUGACUGUCGUCAAUUGGUAUUGGAAUGGAAGAAAUGGGAGAAACGCGAAGAGAAUAAGCGCCCCGUUCUACCUCUAGAUCGAGAUACAGAGAAUGAAGUCUUUGUUACGCUUGACGAAGCUAUCGUCAUAAACAAACUUCUAGAGCAAGUGAAUACUAGAUCAAGACUCUCGAUGCGCCUUCGAUAUACCUUCGACAAAAUUCGUGAUUGGAUUCGAAAAAUGGCACACAAUUCUAUCUCAAGAGAAGUUCUGGAUCAAGGCGACCUCCUGCGACACCUGAAGAAAUUUCUUGGCGAAGACAACGAAGCUUUACGAGAAAUAAAGAAAGUGCCUGUCGAUAUUGUUGAAGAUCUGACGAGUCUCUAUCGUAAAUGGGAGCUGGGCGACCUCAGUGUAUUGCCUCGGAGAGGCUUACUCCGGUCCGCAGAGAGAGCGCCCUGGACUGUUGAUCCUCAGUACCCUUAUCAAAGAUCAGCUAAUUUCUACGGUCAUGGCCAUCUCGUCAACGGACAGACCUGGAUCUGUCGAGCAGCGAUGAGACGUGAUGGUGCUCACUCUGCCCUUCAAGCAGGGAUAUGCGGAACAGUUAAAGAUGGGGCCCGCAGUAUCGUGAUGGGAUACUACAUUGAAGACACCAAGGAAGGUUACGCUGAUCGCGACUUUGGCGAGACGAUCGAGUACAUCGGGACCGCUCGAAGACGACAACCUGAUGAUGAAGAACCCACCAACGUCAAGGAUCCAGCUAAAUAUCGCUCAUCCCGAAAGACCAAAAACACAGCUGGCGAGGGGCCAACGUGUGCUACCGAGUGCCUGAUGACAAGCUUUCGAACUGGAAAGCCUGUGAGAGUGUUUCGGUCUUACAAACUACCUCCAAUUAAUUCGUUAAGACCACUGAAGGGUUUUCGAUACGAUGGCCUCUAUGUGGUUAAGAAGUAUGAGCUCCUAAAGAAGGAAAGACAGAUUUACAAGUUCAUCAUGACGAGGAUGAAAGAAGGUCAAGGUCCGUUGAGGGAUGUUAUGCCCCCAUUUGAGCCAGUGAAGAAGAAGCGAGCGAGAGAGCCUUCAACUUCAAGUUCAGGUCGUCAAAAGAAAAGAAAACAAUAA
Molecule: messenger RNA, 1704 nt
Organism: Exophiala spinifera
Lineage: Eukaryota; Fungi; Ascomycota; Eurotiomycetes; Chaetothyriales; Herpotrichiellaceae
Exons: 2
Coding region: 1-1704 (567 amino acids)
Biological process (GO): protein ubiquitination; negative regulation of gene expression via chromosomal CpG island methylation
Molecular function (GO): ubiquitin protein ligase activity
Source: RefSeq, a predicted model, not a curated record